GGGCCCCGCGGAGCGGGUUCCGAGCCGUGGCCGUUAGUCCCCGCCGGCGGUUGGGGCUCUUCGGCUGGCUCCCGUCCUACCGACCGCAGUGCCGGUGCUGCCCGGGGCCCUCGGGGCGCUGCCACCAUGCGUCCUGCUCUCCUCCUUCUGCUGCUCGGCUUGUUUAUCCAAGCCCUGCUAGCCCCUGCUCCCCGCCUGCAGCCACCACCGUUGCUGCUCACCUGCCCAGGCCCUCACAGACACAUCUCCCAAGGGCAUGACACACAGGGCUGUGUCGCAUGCCUGGGGAGCGGCACCGUGACGCUGCGCUACCAGCCGGCCCCAGGAGCAGGACCCGAGGCCAAGAAGGGAAGGAUGCAGCCGCCAGCCCCACCACACUGCCUCUGGUACCUCAACUCGGCCCGGGCGAGGAGCACCUCUGGCUGGGCAGGGCAGGUCACGCUGCACACAGGCCUCCCGAGGCCUGGACAUGCUCCUCUGCCCGCAGCCUCUGGCCUCGUCACAGUGCAGUGCUCGUCCAGUUUGUGCUCGGCACCCACGUGUCUUCACCGCAACAUUAGCAUCGUGAUGCUGUCCAGACAUGCUGUCUUCAACAGCACAGGCAUGUGCAGCGAUCGUGGAGGAGACGCCCCACGGUUGGUUCGUCGCUCUGCGCCACCCUUCCACCCAGAAGAAGAUGCAGGUCUUGUGGCAGAAGGGAGCGGCACCCCAAGGGGACUUGUGCCAGCUCUCUUGAGGCUUGCAGUCAGUAACAGCACCCUGAGAACAAUGCAAAUGGGGGUGCUUCGACAGGCAGCAGCCUGUAAGCUAAACUCUGUCAUAAUUCAAAAGCCUCUUCACACGUCUGUCAUACAUCAGAAAAGGGGCAUGACUUUCUACCUGUAUGCCAGAGUGCUAGUAGACUGCAGCCUCAGCUUGUCUAUAAAGCCGCAGUGGAUAUUCUAUGCUGUUCCAGACAUGAAAACGAAUCCGGACUGGGACAAACGUUUAAAUGUGUCCUCCCUGCACGGUGCAGACACGGUACAGCUAACUGUCCCCAGUUGUACUCUGAAUUACGGCAUGUAUCAGGUUUAUUUUACUGCUACAGUGUAUGUGCUUGGAACUAAAAGAUAUUUCAGUCGCACGGACAGAGUUUUCCUUCAGAUCGAGAGAAGUGAUCUAGUGGCAAAUAUCGCCGGAGGCACGUACCGGACGGUGGGUUUCUUAGAUCGUUGGACUCUUGAUGGCUCCGCGUCCUACGACCCCGAUUCGCAGGAGCCACUCGAGGGAAUCAUGUUUACUUGGUACUGUACUAAGAAGGUGUCGGACUAUGAGACCAUGAAAGUCAGUGCAGGACAGAAAUGUCAUCACUCCCAGAGGGACUUGAAAUGGCCAACACCUACAGGUUCCGUUCAAGCAGUGCCACCAGAAUUCCUCCCAGGAAACACUGCAUACCACUUCCGUCUGGUCAUUCAGAAGGACAGUAGAAAGAGCUAUGCCAAGCAGACCGUAGACGUGAAGCCUGGCUCCCCUCCUCUUCUGGCUGUGGCAUGCCUUGAGAACUGUGGCGGCACUGUCAUUCCGACGGAGAGGUUUACGUUGUCAGGAAAAUGCCUGAACUGUCCAACAAAGAGCCAGCCGGUCUACCUCUGGUCCCUUUGUUUGGAAAACUCUACUGAAAUCCUCUUUGACUGGUCUUCCAGAACCUCAACAGGCAGGUCUGGUCCUUACCUCUCUAUACAUGCUCUGACCUUUACAAAUACUGCGCAUCAGUCAUACAUGUUGCUCUUAAAAGUAACCACUCGGGGCGGUGGGUCAGCACUCUACAGAUACACAUUCAGAGUGAAUUCUCCUCCCAGGGCUGGAAAGUGCAGCAUCAGCCCACACCGGGGUACAGCCUUUCGGACUAAAUUUGUUGUCCAGUGCAAUGGAUUUUCCGACAGCGACUUACCUCUGACAUACAAAGUAAUAGUAGCUUCUGAUGUAUCCCAGACUGCCAAAAUAAGCUCGGUGGAGGAAAACACUUUUGGCACCAUUCUGUACGUUGGCUAUCAGCCUAGAACUCCUCCCUCUUUCCUGCCAGUUGGCAUGCCCUCUCGGAAGUCUACUUUGACCCUGUAUGUUCAAGUCAGUGAUUCUCUCGGGGCAUUUACCCAAGUGAGCUUAUAUAUCCGAGUGGAGAAUCCCGUGAAGAGUCGACCACUAGCUGUCAUCUUUCAUGAAAUGCUUGCCUCAGUGAGUGGUUUAAGCGCACCCAUGACAGCUUAUCUUCAGACCGGAGACUAUUUUAACGCUGGUUAUUUGGCUUAUCUUGCAGCUUCGGUCCUCAACUGCAUUAAAGCUGCACCAACAACCCAGAUACCCAAGGCUCAGUUUCGGGAAAGCCUGAUUAAAACAGCUCUAAAUAUUUCCAUUGAGAGUACGAUGGAAAUCAACCAAGUAGUUGCCUCCCUUUUUCAAGUCACAGAGGAACCAGAGGAAGUGAACAUUCGUUCACAAGAGAUUGCCAUUACAAAACUGACUGAAGUAACAAGAGUGCUGAAAAUACAGAGGAAUGAGAGCCACUGGUCUGAACAAACAGAAAUUCAGACCAGCGGAAUACUAAGGUGCUUGUCCAACAUCCUGAGGGCCGCUCUUCUGCCUCGCAGGAAUGUCAAUGUUGGCGGAGUCACGCAAGUCUUCUCCAUCAUGGAAAACUUAACAGAGAUAGUUUUCCAGGGCAAAGUCCCCGGAGAGACAGACACUGUCAUAGAAACAAAAAACUGGAACAUCACUCUGAAGAAGGAUGAAAACUGGAAUGUCACCAAUGCGUUCUCAGCCACAGAAACCUGCAGGAAUUGUUUCUAUCCAACACUGCAGAAAGGGCAGAAUUCAAGUCUGCCCCGCAACGCUGUCAUUUCCACUGCAGUUUUUGAGUUUGAUGACAAUCCUUUCCCAUGGCUAGGUUACAAAUCGGAAAUUGCAACAACCGUCUUGGGCUUCAAGAUGGCAGAGACCAAGGCUAAUGGGGAUCUGCAAGGGAUCCUGCCUGAAGAAGCGGACAUUCUUAUUGCAAGGAAGGAUACUGAAUCAUCAACUUUUCGAUUAGCAGUGGGACCUGAUAGAACAGAAACCUACACUACUGGAGGAUUUAGCCUUAACGUGAACAGAAAUACCAAGAUCGUAUACAUCCAGAUCCUGACAAAAUUAAAAGUGACCUUCCAGGUGGUAGUGUUUACAGGCACAAACGUCACUCAAGCUUUUCCUAUAGCCUCUUUUGAGGCUUUUCCCAAUAUGCCGACAGUUGCAAGCAAAACCAAGACGGCUAAUGCAGACUGUAACAUCAAGGCUCCUUAUGUUAUCUGUCUCCCAGAGUCACUGCUGAAAGCCGCAGCUCAAGGAAGCAGUGCCAACAGUCAGAACAUCUCCGUUGUUUUGCUGAUGCCCUACCUUGCAAGGUACCCAACCACGGGGCUGGUGAGCGUCAACAUCUUUAGUGACCAGUGCUUGUUUCUGGGUGGAGUUCAAAGUCAUUGGAGGGAAGACCUGUGCAGGCUUGGCCCCUUGACUGACUGGCAGAGGGUACACUGCAUCUGCAAGAUGAAGCAGAGUCACAGAAGUCUGUCAGUCCGUGUGGCCUCAAAUGCAUCCACAUUCGACAUCAGGUUCCUGGCAGCCAAAGUAAUAGUUACUCCUAACACGGUGGACCUGGAGAAGACACUCAUAGCAGACAUCCCUAAAAAUCCUGUGACACUGUUAACGGUGCUCUUCAUUUUUGCAGUCUACUUGCUCUUGUCCCUCUGGGCCAUGCAAAAAGACAGGGCUGACAGGGCCAGCAAAGACAAGAUUAUAGUUCUGCCUGACAAUGACCCCUUGGACAAAGAGAGCUUUUUGGUCACCUUAUACACAGGCAGUCGCUGGGGAGCUGGAACCAAAGCUGACGUUUUUCUCCAGCUCAUUGGUCAGAACGGCACAAGUGAUGUCCAUUGCUUACGGCACCCACAGGUUCCUUCUUUCCAUCAAGGAAGCACUGACCGCUUUCUUUUGACAACUAGGGAGGACUUAGGAGACAUCUGCGCCUUCAGGGUCUGGCACAAUAACAGGGGCCCAUCUCCUGGAUGGUUCUUAAGCAGAGCCAAAGUUGAAAACAUGUCCACUAGGAAGAUCUGGUUCUUUAUGUGCAGGAAGUGGCUUUCUGUCAACAAGGGAGACGGCUUACUGGAAAGGACAUUUUUUGUCACAAACCCCAAAGAUCCCCUACCCAGAAAGGACUACUUUUUGAUCCAUCUCUCCAAUAGUCUGACAGAGGGCCAUCUGUGGCUCUCAAUUUUUGCCCAUGUUCUUAAUGGCACUUUCUCCAGGCUCCAAAGGUUAUCUUCAUGUUUAACAAUCUUAUUAUUAAACCUGCUCGUUAACAUUAUGUUCUUUAAUGCUGACAAGGAAGAACAAUCUCCAAUACACUUGAGGUACUUGAGAUCAAUAAUAAUAGGAAUUGAAUGUGCUUUGGUUACGAUACCUGUGGAGAUGAUUAUCAUUGCCUUAUUUAAGUAUUCCCAGAAAGACCCAGCUGGAAGUCCACCCCUCCUUUCUGGAAGGCUUAAACGCUGGAAGGAACCUUUGCAAAAAUGGUACCUCUCAGAAACUUCAGCACAAUCUGAGAAUAAUAAUCCCCUGGAGAACUUUCCUGGUCCCAGCAAUGCACAGGGCCCACUGCCUCACCAAAGGACGAGCAACCAAGGAGCUCCCCAGAACUGGAGCAACUCCCCCAUUUCUGAAAGCAAUGCGAAUGCAACUGGAGAUGAGGAGCAGACGGCCAAAAAGAAUUCCCCUCCAAAGGCUCAGGCCUUGCAGAGAGGGCCACCCUCCAAUUCCAGUUUCAAUAAUAAAAACUCUGCAGAAGAAGGGGGCAACUUUCUGAAAGAAAGCAAGCCUCCAAGUGUCACCUCCAGGACCUUUCUCAAGACACCACAGGUGGUUUUUUGUUGGUGGUGCGUCUACCUCUCGUGGGCAUUGGUUAUAGCUGUAACUGGUGUAUCGUCAUUUUUCAUUGUACUGUAUGGUUUGUCUUACGGCUACCAGACUUCAAUGGAGUGGCUUUUAGCAUCGGCAGCCUCCUUUAUUCAGAAUGUGUUUUUCCUUUCUGUCCUAAAAAUUGUUUGUUACUCAGCUUUGAAUACAGUUCGUCCUAAAUGCUGUGAAAACAUUCCGUGGUUAACUCAGGAAAGUUAUUCUGAGAUUAAGCUGGACAAAGAAACACUGAGUGAAGAUGAGAUGAGGGAGAAGCACUUUAAACUUGCCCAAAUCAGAGGCACAAAGGAGUAUAAGCCUUUAGAAGCUGAAGAAAUUGCAAAGAUGCUGAAAAGGGCAAAAAUUAAAGCCAAGGCUUUCAUUUUCAUACGGGAUUUCAUUAGCCACCUUGUCUUUUUAGCUCUGGUACUACAUUUUGCCUAUUCCAGUGAGAACGCCAACGUUUUUCACUACAACCAAUUUAUUCAGAACCAGUUCUCUCCCAGACUCUCCCCUGUGGACAAGAUAGAAGAUGUUUACAUGUGGAUGAAUGAUGUCUUCUUGCCCUUGAUCCACAACAGUGUUCAGCCUUCCUUCCUUCCUGAGAGCUGGUCCAAAAUCAUUGGUUUGCCUAGGAUGAGGCAAAUACGGGCUAAACAGACUGAGAAAAAAUGUUUCCAUCCUCACAGCUUUGUAAAUAAAUUUGUGAUCAGCGAAAGCCACUGUCUUCAGAAAUACAGCAGGGGCACUGAAGAGAAAGGUGACUACGCUGGCAGUUGGUCAAAGAUUUCCAACCAGUCUGUUUCCAAGGAUGCCAGCAGUCAGCUUGGGUUUACUUACCAGCCAAACAGGACUCCGUGGAGUUAUUACUCAUUUGGCAAUUUGCACACAUAUGGAUCCGGAGGUUACACUUUUUACUUUUUCCCCAAAGAAGGAAGACAUAAUUCAACAACAAGGCUGGAUUUGCUGCAAAAGAGCCAUUGGAUCGAUGAAAAUACAUGGGCUCUGAUCAUUGAACUAACUACAUUUAACUCCGAUGUGCAGCUCUUCUGCAGUAUCUCAGUCAUAUUUGAACUUUCUUACCUGGGGAUCAUAAAACCAAGUUUGUCAGUGCACUCUUUUGCACUCCCCAUUUUUCAUCAGCAAACAAAAGGUCAACAGUUGCUUUUUGUUGUUUUUGUUGCCUUUCUGUUCAUUUACAUUGCAGAUGGCCUUUACAUCAUUGUACGAGGGAAAAAAUAUACUGAAACCCCUUCUAACUUAAUCAGUUUUGGCUUAGUAUCAACAUUCUUCCUUUUUGUUCUUUUAAGGGUCCUAAAGUUUAAGAUGGGAGCUGAUAUAGUGAAGUUCUACUUACUUCACCCAAAUGAUUUCAUUCCUUUUCAUGCAGUUUCUCAUUUAGAUCAGAUUUUAAGGAUUACUAUGGGCUUCUUGGCAUUUUUUGUAGUUUUGAGAACUCUAAAAUAUUCUCAAUUCUUUUAUGACGUGUGUCUGGCACAGCGAUCAAUCAUGGCAGCUCUUCCCGGAAUAUUCUCUAUGGCCCUUGUGGUGGUGGUGUACCUCUUUGUAUUUAUGGCUUUUGGCUACCUUGUGUUUGGCCAGCACGAUGACAAUUACAAUAGUAUGAUUCGCUCAGCUCAGACUAUAUUCUCUUACAGUGUUUUAGCUUUUAGAGACACUGACUUUUAUUCCAACAGGUUGCUGGGUGGUCUCUUCCUAGCCUCGUUCAUGUUUGUAAUGAUCUGUCUUUUGAUCAAUCUCUUCCAAGCUGUUAUUAUGUCUACCUACAGAGAUAUGAAACAACCUGUAUAUGAAGAACCAUCUGAUGAAGCCCAAGCAGUUGCUUUUUUAUUACAAAGGCUUAGAAAGAUACUGGGUUUUCUUAUCUGUAGAACAGCCAAAACAAGUGAACCCAAUCUUUUUCACAGUGUGCUCUAUGGCCAGCCUCAGAAGAGACGUCACCCUCAGCAUUUAGGCCUCAAGAACAGAAAAAUAAAUGGAAAAAAAAUGGUUUAUCUUGUCAUAUGAGCAAUGCAAGAUUUCAUAUUCCUGGUCAACUGUACUCUGUAAUACUUAUGUUUCCUGUAACACUUAUGUUUCCAUUAAAUGUUCAUAAAUAUUUUGUUUUAUUUUUAAGAAUGUAUUAACAUUCAACCCGCUGCUACUGAUUGUGCUUAGAGUUUCUCAGCAGAGAGAAAUUGUGCUGAGA
This is a messenger RNA of Oxyura jamaicensis (ruddy duck), 7174 nucleotides long. It is a transcript of the gene PKDREJ, whose product is annotated as polycystin family receptor for egg jelly. The record is from RefSeq and is a predicted model, not a curated record. Gene Ontology annotation, molecular function: protein binding; calcium channel activity; calcium ion binding. Gene Ontology annotation, cellular component: membrane. Gene Ontology annotation, biological process: detection of mechanical stimulus. The transcript has a single exon. NCBI's taxonomy places the organism in Eukaryota, Metazoa, Chordata, Aves, Anseriformes, Anatidae. The coding region runs from base 127 to 6993 and encodes 2288 amino acids.